Messenger RNA from Drosophila sechellia, 981 nucleotides. RefSeq names its product translocation protein SEC62-like. The record is from RefSeq and is a predicted model, not a curated record. Lineage: Eukaryota; Metazoa; Arthropoda; Insecta; Diptera; Drosophilidae. Gene Ontology annotation, cellular component: endoplasmic reticulum; endoplasmic reticulum membrane. Bases 16 to 906 code for a protein of 296 amino acids. Gene Ontology annotation, biological process: post-translational protein targeting to membrane, translocation. The transcript has 2 exons.
UAAUGUACGCAUUCAAUGUACGAAUUCUUCCAUCGCGCCAAGAAGGUGCCCGUCACUCUGGAGGAGAUCAGAGGAAAGUCUGGAGGCGACAAGAAGGCGGACAAGGAGAAGAGCCAAGACAAGGAGAAGGAAAAGGACAAGGCAAAGGAUGACAAGAAGGAUACCGAUCCGGAAGGCGAUAAUGGCCAAGGAGACGGAGGUGCGUCUGGCAAUGAAAAAGAAAAGGAGAAAAAGGAGAAGAAAAAGCGCAAGAUCCGCCUGGACAUGCAUCCCGAGCAGAUCUUCGUGGACGGCUCCGAGGCAUACGUCUGGAUUUACGAUCCCAUUCCGCUCCACUACUGGAUCUUCGGUUUCAUCCUGCUACUUGGCGCCGUUGGCAUUUGCCUUUUCCCUCUGUGGCCUCCACUGCUACGCAAGGGUGUCUACUACUUGUCCAUUACGGGUGCCGGCUUCCUUGUUUUCAUCCUGGCUCUGACCAUUGUACGUCUUAUUGUGUUCAUCAUCAUGUGGGCAAUAACCGGCGGCAAGUUGCACUUCUGGAUCUUCCCCAACCUAACCGAGGAUGUGAGCUUCUUUGCCUCCUUCUGGCCACUAUAUGAGAGCAACUAUAACAGUGACCAAAAUAAUUCGUCCGCCAAGACCGACAAGAAAUCGAAAUCGAAGGACAAGAAGAAGGAAAAAGAUAGCGAUGCCGAGGACACAGCCGUGGAUGCGGAUGGAGAUGCUGACGGUGAUGUGGAUGCGGAGGUUUCCACGCUUGAACCAGAGAAAAUCGAGCUUAUCAAAGAACAUGACACCGACUUGGAAAUCCGCAAACGUCGCAAAGUGGGUGCCGACGAAUACGAGGAAGACGAUGUGGAUGAAGAAGAACCGAAGACGCAGCCCAAAGAUUCCAAAGCUGGGUAAGACGGAACCGCUCAGUAAUGACAAGGAUUCCUGCUUUAUUGCUCGAAUUUGUAUUUAUAAUUUCUUUAAUUUCCG